This is a messenger RNA of Zingiber officinale, 1653 nucleotides long. RefSeq names its product inorganic phosphate transporter 1-6-like. NCBI's taxonomy places the organism in Eukaryota, Viridiplantae, Streptophyta, Magnoliopsida, Zingiberales, Zingiberaceae. The record is from RefSeq and is a predicted model, not a curated record. The transcript is spliced from 2 exons. Bases 714 to 1244 code for a protein of 176 amino acids.
UCAGUGAGUAAAUAGAUUGCUAUUCCUUUCUGAUCUGGACUGGUGGUGGUGAUUUGGAAUGUAACACGGAAGGAAAAAGGAUGAGGACGUGCAUGAUGUGAUGUGGUGUCGAUGCAGCAUAAGGAUCUGUCCCCUCAACUCAAAGUGAGGUGUAUCGGUGAUUUUUAAUUACCAUUUCAUGUUUGAUGUGCUAUUUUUUUUCAUUGAUUGGCUAUUGGAUUCAUAACUAACAACUACUGUUUUGUACAAAAUAAGUGGGGUAUUCUUUUAAUAUUUUUUUUUAAAUGGGAAGUUCUUUUAUUUAUAUGAAUAAAAUGGGCGCUCUUUUAUUUAUUUUUCUGCACUAAAGAUUCACAUUUUCUUAUGGAAAUCUUGAUCUCAAUCACUUAAUGUCGAAUUGUUCAACUAUUUUGGGUGGAAACCUGCAGAUCUGAGUUCCAAUUUCUGUUGUCUGUGAUCUUCUGUUCAUCAAGACACGUCUGCACACUUCACUCCGUUCCAAGUUUUGUUUCAGAGAUCACUCUUCCUUGAAUUGGUUAGCACAAGCUUCGCAUUUGUUGAGAAGAAUCCAGAGGAAACGUGCUCAGUAUCAAGCUUGGCGCAGGAAGAGAAGCUGCAGGCUGCAGCCACAACCGCAGCAGCUCCAAGUGUUGAGCGCCCUGGACAUUGCGAAGACGCAAUGGUACCACUUCACAGCCAUUGUCAUCGCCGACAUGGGCUUCUUUACCGAUGCCUACGACCUUUUCUGCAUUUCUCUCAUCACCAAGCUCCUCGGUCGUCCGCAUCUACUAGACUGCUACCAUGUCGACGCUGUCCCUGCUCGUCACCAACCUCCUCAAGGUGGAGGUGGCAUUACGUCGAGCUACUUCGGGGUGUUUUCGAGGGGGUUCCUCCACUGCCAUGGGAUGCACCUACUGGGCACCGCCUCCACCUGGUUCCUCCUCGAAAUCGCCUUCUACACCCAGAACUUGUUCCCAAAGGAUAUCUUUAGGGCUGUCGGGUCGAUCCCCAAUGCAGCCACCACUAGCGCGCUCGGCGAGGUUUACCGCAUCGCGCCAUUGCAAACUCUAGUCGCACUCUGCGGCAUCGUGCCGGGCUAUUCGUUCACGGUGGCGCUCAUCGAUGUGCUUGGCCAUUUCGCUAUCCAGGUGCUGGGAUUCUUCACGAUGAUCGCCUUCAUGCUCGGCCUCGCGAACGACCUUCAUGAUUCAUCGUGCCGGCGGAAAUCUUCCCAGCGAGGCUGAGGUCGACGUGCCGAGGUAUCCCGACCGCGGCGGGAAAUCUGGGGGCGAUGGUGGGGGCGUUCCUGUCCCUGUACCUGGCGAAGAGCCCGGACCCCGCGAAGACUGACGAGGAGUACCCACCUGGGAUCAAGGUGAGGAAAUCAUUGUUCCUGCUCGCAGGCUGCAUCCUGCAUCCUGCUCAAGUCUGGUGCCAGAAUCGAAAGGGCGGUCGCUGGAGGAGAUCUCCGGCGAGAACGAACGGAACAGGCCGCGGCGGCUGGGUAUAGCAACAGGACCGUCCUCUUGUCAGUAUAGGACUGAUUAUGAUUGGUUGCUCUGCUGGUGCGUGGUCGAUAUAGAGUAUAACAUCUCUUGUCUUCUUCUUAAUAUCCAACACGUUCAUAUUGACUGAGUAAUUGGUUCGAGAUGG